AUCCUUAUGAAAAAUGCACAAGUAGAAUUUAGAAUAAAUUCAGUUAAUAGAGGUGAGGCUAAGUCGCUAUUAGACAAAGUUCUUUCACUUUUAGAUAAAAAAGUAUGUGGAAGUUUAAAAAUGACUGAAAACUUUGAAAGUAAGGAUUUGAUAGAAUAUCUAGAUAUGGCCGAUAAAAUCAAUAAUGCUAGAGUAAUCACGGGAACAGAAAAAUAUCCUGGAGAGAUGAUCAGGAUGAUUAAUAAAAUU
Molecule: messenger RNA, 249 nt
Organism: Dentiscutata heterogama
Lineage: Eukaryota; Fungi; Glomeromycota; Glomeromycetes; Diversisporales; Gigasporaceae
Source: the annotation of a GenBank genome assembly